GUCUUAUACGUUCCACAGUGGGAAUAACUUCGCUCAAUCACUAUCAGUCUCUAGCUCACCUCCAUCAUGACCCGCACAUCUGUGGGGUAGUAUCCAGUGAACGGUUUGCCGGGUUUUCCGGCAGUUUCUUCGUGCCAUGGGGUUAGUGGUCCGAAUGCUUGAUCUAUAUAUGGAUGUGAAUGAUCGACCAAGCACUACCCUUUCAACACAAGUCUUCGAUGAUGAUGCACACCCUGCACAGAGCUCUUUCCCCCAUAGCCCGGCCGGCUGUUCGUUUGAAGCGUCCAUACCUCUUCUUUCAUCCCCAGAGUCGUCAUCAAACUGCCCUGGUCUGUCCUAGGCCACUGCUGCGUCCAUACCAGGAGGAAUGCAUUGCCGAGGUGCUGAAAAGCAUCAAACUAGGAUAUCUGCGGCUGGCGGUUUCCCUCGCUACAGGAGGCGGCAAAACCAUCAUCUUCACUCACCUAAUCCAGUCGGUGCAGCAUCCCACUCAUCCUCAGCACGCAACACGCACCUUGAUUCUCGCCCACCGUGUCGAGCUUGUCCUCCAGGCCUUCAAACAAGCUCGUCUCCUAUAUCCAGGCUUAAGGAUCGACAUCGAGAUGGGGAAAAAAGUGGCCACUGGUACAGCGGAUAUCACGGUUGCGUCGAUUAGAUCCAUCUCCAACUGGAAGAGGCUUCAGAAGUAUGAUCCGAGCACGUUCAAGCUGAUAUUGAUCGACGAAGCACACCAUGCUACUUCCAACAACUACCAUUACACGCUGCAACACUUUGGUGUGUUGGACACGGAAGGGGGUGUCGAGAGCAGGCCGAUUGUUAUCGGAGUCAGCGCUACGAUGUGUCGUUGCGACGGACAGGAGCUCCAAACAGUCUUCAAUCAUGUAGUCUUCCACAAGGACUCGGUUGACUUGAUGGAACUCGGCUGGUUGUGUCCGGUCAAGUUCGCCCCGGUUCAAACCACUAUCGAUCUCACACGGGGGGAUACCGGCGAUAUGUCGAAGCAAGCGAACGAGCUCAUAGUCUGCAACUGGCUCUCCCUCGCCCAGGGUCAACGGAAGUCCACCAUCGUUUUCGCCGCCAGCAUCGCUCACGCGGACGGACUCACCGAGAUGUUUAAAGCCCACGGCAUCGGCGCGCAACUGAUCACCAGUAAAACAUCGCUCAAGGAUCGUAAAGAGCGCCUAGACGACUUCAAGGAAGGAAAGUACCCGGUGCUUGUCAACAAGGGAAUCUUCACCGAGGGCUCGGACAUCCCCAAUAUUGACUGUGUGGUGCUCACGCGACUCACCCAUAACACCAACCUUCUAGUGCAGAUGAUAGGUCGCGGCCUGCGCCUGUGGCCAGGAAAGCGGGACUGCCUGGUGAUCUAUUUUCGUAACCCCGAUGAAGCGGGCAUAGUACCGACACCCGCCUUGUUCGGAUUGGGACCCGACCUUAGCGCGGAC
This is a messenger RNA of Tricharina praecox, 1445 nucleotides long. Its product is annotated as P-loop containing nucleoside triphosphate hydrolase protein. Gene Ontology annotation, molecular function: DNA binding; hydrolase activity; ATP binding. The annotation marks the transcript as partial. The record is from RefSeq and is a predicted model, not a curated record. The transcript has 3 exons. Lineage: Eukaryota; Fungi; Ascomycota; Pezizomycetes; Pezizales; Pyronemataceae.